Parastagonospora nodorum SN15 is the source of this 363-nucleotide messenger RNA. RefSeq lists its product as hypothetical. The record is from RefSeq and is a predicted model, not a curated record. The transcript has 2 exons. NCBI's taxonomy places the organism in Eukaryota, Fungi, Ascomycota, Dothideomycetes, Pleosporales, Phaeosphaeriaceae. The coding region runs from base 1 to 363 and encodes 120 amino acids.
AUGUCGCCCUUCUCCUUCCGAAAAGAGCUGCACCUUUCUAUCUUGUCUUUGGUAUCUUGGACGGAAUCACCCCGCUCGGUCGCCGUCACCGAGGAGCCAAUCGACCAAGGUGGUCCCCCAAAGCCCUUUCACAUAUACUUGCCCGCUGCGCUCCCCAUGUCCAAGUCGUGGGAUGAAGCACAGCGUCAGGCACAGAAGGUCAAGCAUGUUGUAGUGGUGCCGUGUGAGGAUCAUGCAUCUGAAAACAGUAGCGGAGACCCUUUCUUGUUCCGCUUCGAUAUCGACAUUUUGCACUGCUGGAUCAAGAUACGUUGUCGCAAACAGAGGCUUCUAACCACUGGUGGACGUCGCAGUCGAGAAUGA